GGGAGUGAGAGAGUGACUGACAGGUUUAUCAAGCUCGGAGGAGAACAACGAGGGGACGCGCAGGGAGAGAAAGUCCACGCUGAAGACUCGUCUGUGGACUUUAAACGGAUGGUGACUUGACAGCCAUGCCUGGCACAGGAGUGUGUUGUUCCAGGCUGGAGGAGCCGAAGGCCCUGAUGAAGAUGGGCCUGUGCAUGGUCCUCAUCGGCCACGUCAACUUCCUGUUGGGAGCUCUGGUGCACGGCGUGGUGCUCAGACACAUCAACCUCCACAAGCAGGCGCGAGCCAUGGAGUACGCCAUCUCCAACGUAGUGGCUCUCACCUCUGGCCUGGUGGGAAUAGUGGUGGGCAUCGUGGCUAUUGUUCUGUCUAAAAACAAGAGGAGCAGAAUUCUGACGUGGACGCUUUUCAUCGUCAGUUUGGUCGCGUCGCUCGUGGCGGCAGCUUCAGCCAUUGGACUCAGCGUGUCUGUGGUGAGGGCCAUCAUGCACGGUGGGCGGAGCCUCCUGACUCACUGCCGCUUCCCCGACGCCAUUGGCUACUCCAGCAUCACCAACGAGUGUCCUUUUGACCCCACACGUAUCUAUAGCACCACUCUGAUCCUGUGGCUGCCUCUGAUCGUGACCUGCGUUGUCCAGAUGGUGUUUUGUGCCCAGUGCUUUGUUGUGUGUGUCAGAUUCCUCGGUCUGUCCCGCUGCACUAACAGGAAAACACCCAAAGACUACGGCAGAGCGAUCAACGUGGUCCGGCCUAUUGAGAGCGCCGCCCCCUCUCGCUAUUCUGAACCGCCGAGACGCAGCAACGCACCUCCGACACGCUACACUGAACCCCCGCAACGAAGCGCCGUGCCUCUGAGGCAGCAGCAGCAGCAGCAGCAGCAGCAGCAGCAGCAGCAGCAACAGCAACAACAGCAACAGCAGAGACCUCUUCCCCCUCCACAGCAUCCUCCACGUCUGUACCAGAGCCUUCCGCCCGCCGAGAGACGGCCUCUUCACCCGCCGCACAGGGAGAGGUCCGGCAGAGACUCCGGCAGAGACUCGAGGUCCGGCAGAGACUCGAGGUCCGGCAGAGACUCGAGGCCCAGCAGCCAGCAGAGUGCACCAGAGCAACAUCAGCUGCUGGAGAGAGGUACGCUGGAGAGGUCCAGCUUCUGGAUUUAACCGGAGCGUCUGAAGGACAACAGCUGUCACCCACAACCAUGUUUCUGUCAGUGCCUCGUGGUGAAGUAGAGCUGAGUUUGAACCGGAUGUAUAAGAUUUACAGUGUGUGUGUGUGUGUGAAAGCAGUGAUGUGAAUGUGUGCGUGUGUGUCUGUUUUUGUGGUUUCGUGCUCACAUUUUUCAUAUUUAGACAGAAAGUUGAGGCAAAUCCUCUAGCUGUUGAUUGAGUAAAAAGCUUUUUGAGUAAUUGGCUGUAGUUAGGCCCUGGUUUAUUUGAUUGCUGAUGAUUGCUAUUUGAUUGAACCUAAUUACCUAAUUGUUCAGUAGUUAUGUGCCGUAGAUAUGAAAGUGUUACCACAACAGCACAGAGUCCACGUGAGGAUUGUUUUUUUUUCUCCUCUGAACCUCGCGUUUGCAUUUUCUUAAGUGUGUUUGUCGUCUAGUUUCACGUGAAACUAGUGCUGCAAGAUUUUGUAUUUAUUGCCAAAGUAAAUAAAAGUUUUUAAUCAAAAAGUGAAACCAAA
Solea solea (common sole) is the source of this 1683-nucleotide messenger RNA. RefSeq names its product keratinocyte-associated protein 3-like. The record is from RefSeq and is a predicted model, not a curated record. The transcript is spliced from 6 exons. The coding region runs from base 126 to 1160 and encodes 344 amino acids. NCBI's taxonomy places the organism in Eukaryota, Metazoa, Chordata, Actinopteri, Pleuronectiformes, Soleidae.